Molecule: messenger RNA, 2350 nt
Organism: Bactrocera dorsalis (oriental fruit fly)
Lineage: Eukaryota; Metazoa; Arthropoda; Insecta; Diptera; Tephritidae
Exons: 4
Coding region: 351-1355 (334 amino acids)
Source: RefSeq, a predicted model, not a curated record
GUAACGACCAAUUGGAAUUAGCCGAAGGCAUUUAUUGUUGGCUCCUGAGAUACCGGUUCCGGUGCGUAUGGUAAUCUUAAGCGAGUUGCAUUUGUCUCACAGUUAGUUGUCUAUGCGUUGUGAUAAAAGGAAUUGUUCAGUGUAGAGAUUGGCAUUUGAUCGCCGUGUAUGGACUAGACUGGUGGUCAAGUUCGAGUUCGCAAAGCAAACAAAACUACGAAACGAAUAGUUGCUGUAGCAGGUUAUCUUAACGGGUGUGAAGUGUGAAGACACCGAAAUUGUGCGAGUGUAAUAUUUGGUGAUUUUUGAGAUAUUUGUGUAUAUGUGUAUGUGGACGAGGACUUUGAAUAAUGUCCGUGUCAUCUAGAUUUGCCUUUACAUUGUUGUUGUUAAUACGAGUACUUCUGCUCAGUGCCAGUGAGCAUGUGGAAAUAAUAUCUGAAGGUGAAUCAAACAAUGAAACCAACGGUGAACAUUUUGGUCCAAAUGCAAAGGAUAUAUUGCAUAAUGUUAUACCCCAGAGAGUGGCCAAUUCAUUGCCUACCUAUGAUAAGGCUUUGGCUUACAAUGGGACCACAAAAGACAACGCAAUACCGCACAGUGAUGAAUACCUGGAACGUAAUCAGCGCCUUUGUUUCGAGAAACGAAGCUUUCUUUCCUGUAUUAAAUACAGAGCUUCGAAAAUAGUUUGGAUGUUGGCUACCAACAAGCUUGGCUACUUCCCCAAUGAGUACAGUCGUGCAUUGGUGGGGGAUCAACGUCGCGUACGCGUCAUACAGCUGGGGGAACCGGCUGAUAUCAUGGUUUUCCACGAUGCCCGGAGUUUACAAGGUGAUAGUGAGUUUGUGAGCAUAGCGAAGUUUCUCAAACGUGCAGCCGAGACCUUUAGCCGUAAUCAUGCCGUACAAGUGAAAUUAUCCAGCGAAACAGGUGCGCGCAUCGUGGACUCCGAAAUUGAUGGGCGUUCACGCCAUGACCGCAAGCGCCGCAAGUGGCUCGUCAUACUGCCACUCAUCAUUCUGUUGAAAAUCGCCCACCUCAAAAUGAGCGUUGUGACUUUGCUGCUAGGCGUUCUUGGGGUGAAUGUGCUGUUGGUGGGCGGCAUGGGCUGGUUGAUACACUAUCUAAAAUUCAAGACAUUGUGUAAAAUACAUCCGCAUUUGGUGCAAUCGCAUUCGCAUGUCUACGACUCCGAUCCGGCUGAUUAUUCCUCAUUCAUUGGCAGUAGCUUUCCUGGCUCCUAUUAUAGCGGCGCUGGUGGCGGUAUUCAUGAAGUUGGCGGAAAAGAUUGGGCCACAAGUAAGGCGUACAAUGGCGGCAAUUAUUUGGACACCAUCAGUAAGCGGCUGAAAUAGCUCAAAAUGAUGUUCUGGCGGUAUUUGUUGAACAUUUGGCGAAAAUAUUAUGUGCACUACUAUCGAUUUUAUGCACAGAUAAUCGGAAAUCUAGGGUAGACAAGUUGCUACUAGUUAUUUGUUAUUUAUAUUUAUUCAAUAGAUGUAGCAAGUCAGAUCAAGCUGAAGUCUUUUGUGUAGUAUAAAUCAAUUUACCCGCUUUUGCAGUAAUGAGUAUGUGUCUAUAUAUAUCCAGAUUUUAAUUUAAAAUAUACAUACAUACAUACAUAUAUGUUCUGGUUGGUUCUUUUCGAAAUUAUAUAAUGUUUUUUCUGAAAUAAUGGUUCCUCUCACUUCUUUACUAAGAACCAGUUUGUCCAUCGAGGCUACUGAAGCUUAAUAGCAACCAAAGUUAGCCAAUAUUUUACAUUAAACUUUCUUUUUGUUUCCUUCAAACCGCUAUAAUUUAACUUUAUAUGAAAACGACAAGUGGUUGUCAUUUUUCUCGUAAAUAUAAUGUAAAGAUCAAAAAAGGUUAAACUGAGCUAAAUCUGUUCGAAGAAAUCGGCCGUAAUUUUUUCCUUAGAUAGGCAUACAGCACUUCUACUAGAAAUACCUAAGUUGCUGUUAUUUACCACCGAUAUUAUCAAACCUGUUAUAUCUUGUAAUAAUUAACAUUUCCCUAUUCAACUCUUUUAUUGAAUUAUAUUUCGAAGGUCAUGUAAUCUUUGAGGUUUUCUUUAGAAUAUUCGUUAUGUAAUUAUUAUAUUAUGAUUUAAAUAUGCCUUAUUUUAUUUUUGUGCCUAUCACUUCUUUUACAACAUAAAAUAUUGUUUCUUUCGCAUUUACAAAUUUUCAAUAAUAUUUCUUAUGUUUAACACAAAUAAUUCGUUUGAAAUAGUAUUUUUCAUCAGAAUUAAAAAUAACUAGCAAAAUAUUAAGUAAUUUUAAGUAGUAAAUUAUUUAUCGCACUAAGUUUGUUAAAAGUUCUAACGCAACUUCACAUUUGUCUGUGU